AUGGCUGCAAAGGACCACCCACAGCUGCUCCGGAGAACUUGCUCUCCGUUCCUAGGUCUUUCAGGAAAGCAGCAACCUGUGUUCACUCUACAGCAAGGACCGGUGGAGCUGACAGCAAUUAUACAGCUACUGGUGACUCAGUGCAGUUUUGAGGACGAUCAAGAGGCAGUGUGGAAGCUCCCUGGGGACAAAGAGUUUGUAUCGUGGCAGCAGGAUUUGGAGGACUCCGUAAAGCCCACACAGCAGGCCCGACCCACUGUUAUCCGCUGGUCUGAAGGAGGCAAGGAGGUCUUCAUCUCCGGGUCCUUCAACAAUUGGAGCGCCAAGAUUCCAAUGAUUAAGAGCCAUAAUGACUUUGUGGCCAUCCUGGACCUCCCUGAGGGAGAGCAUCAGUACAAGUUCUUUGUGGAUGGACAGUGGGUUCAUGAUCCAUCAGAGCCUGUGGUUACCAGUCAGCUUGGCACGAUUAACAAUUUGAUCCAUGUCAAAAAGUCUGAUUUUGAGGUGUUUGAUGCUUUAAAACUAGAUUCAAUGGAAAGCUCGGAGACAUCUUGUCGAGACCUUUCCAGCUCACCCCCAGGCCCUUAUAGUCAAGAAAUGUAUGUGUUUCGAUCUGAGGAGAGAUUCAAAUCCCCGCCCAUCUUGCCUCCUCACCUUCUCCAAGUUAUUCUUAACAAGGACACUAAUAUUUCUUGUGAUCCAGCCUUGCUCCCUGAACCAAAUCAUGUUAUGCUGAACCAUCUCUAUGCAUUGUCCAUAAAGGACAGUGUGAUGGUCCUUAGUGCAACCCAUCGCUACAAGAAGAAGUAAAUGCACGUCAAACAUUCAACACCGAAGGAGUCCAAACUUGAUGCUUGAGAGAUUCCUUGACUGCUCAGAUGAGCCCAGCCACACUGAGGGCACCCACAGGUCAGUUUAGUUACCUCCUGCUUUCCCAUACAAAGCUGAAGGCAGUUAUCUUUGGGUAUGUAGACCUCUUAGAUCCCCGUAUGAGGCAGUAGGGUAUGGUGGUGGUGUUUUGCUGGGAAUGCAAAUUGCUAAGUACUUUGGUGGUUAAUUGCUGAGAAUAAAUACUGCUUUAGCCACUUAAGGCCACCUUCUGCAGCAAAAGGCUUUUGUGGAGAACUUUUAUACUCCCAACCACUUUUUGAAUAGUGUGCCAUUUAAAAAAAUCCAGGCCAAAUCCUAUUUUAACCAACUCUUAGGAUCUAUGUCAUCUUCAGUUAAUCUAGAAUUUUGUUUUUUUCUAAUACCCAUUAAAUAAGUGGGCCACUUAGGGGGAUUCAAAAUCUUGGUGGUUAAUAAAGGAUUUUGUUGCACUCAUAUUUCUGGUCAACAGUAUUGAAAUGUAAUUGCCUAUAUGUUCAUGUAUGAAGAUUUUUGUUCAGGUAUGUCAGUCGAGGGGGCAGGAAAAGAGAUCCCUUCCAUUUCUUUCCAGCCAAAGGCUUUGUUGAAUUGGGUCUGGCUUUAGUGACAGUAGGUUUUGGUGCUGAUGACCUUCACAUCUUUCUAAUCAGGAAAGAUGCCGAGGGCGUCAGUUUCCCAAAUUCUGAGGUAAUCUCUCAGCCAGAUGUGACAUGGGAGCCUAACAGCUGGUAUGGAAGGUGUGGGUGAGAGGAACUGGAUGAUGGCUCCUUCAGUAUUGUUCCUUUUUAUACUGCUAAUACAUCCCAUGGCCCUGAGAAGCCGUGUCACGCUCUGUCCCCAAGAAACUGUUUUAGAAGGUAGAUAGGGAGGGAGGAAGGUAGCCCCAAGUAUAGCCACUCAUUCUUUUGUAUUGUUUAAAGGAAUAGUUUACUUUCUGCAGAAUGGAGUUUAGCAGAUUUGAGAAAUGAAUAAAAGCAAGAAAAAAUAUUUUUAGCUCUUUUGGGAGGGACUAUAGCAGUUUCACAAGAGUUAGAAGAAAAAGAAAAUAGCUCUCAGGAGGAUUAACCCUUAAAGAACUACAUCAUGGUUUUGGGAUUAUGGGGGGAAAAAGAAUGACUGAGUUGAGGAGUAAUACUAGAAAAAUAAAGACUUGAAUAACAGAACUAUCCUUUUAAAAAAAAUUAAAUCAGACACAACAUAUUGGUGUCCUUGGAUUUCACUGUAUAGAAUUUACUAUAAAAAACAUCAUUCCUUCACCUCUUGUUCCUGUUCUCUAUCCUUUUUUCUAUAUUCUGAUGCAACUUCAUUUGUCAGGUAGACUUUAUCAGGGUCUCAAGUCAAACAUUACCUAAAAUAAAUGUUAGGCAUCUUGCUGGUAUGGAGAAUGUUCAAGUCAUGCUUAGAGUUGAAUGGGAUUCAACCACUAUAAGCAACACCCGUGAAGGGCACACUUGGCCUUAAUAGUUUGGCUUUUUUAAACAAUGCUUACAUGGUUAAAAAAAAUCCUAUAAAAGAAGAAUCUAAGAGAAGUUCCUGAGAGAAUCCUGCAAACCCUGGCCCACUUACUCCCCUCCAAUUAUUUCUAGUCUCUUGUAGACCUACUGAAUCUGAGAUAAAACCUUUGAAAAGUAUUCGUACUCCAUGUUUGCUUGUAAAAUGAAGUUAAAUUUUGAAAGAAGUGUUACCUCCAGACUGGGCUUAUAUUAAUGUGGGCUAUAAAUGAAGGUGACAUACUAAUGAUAGAAUUUCCUGCUUUUAACUGGGGAAACAGGGCUUUUAAAAUUUUGACCUCAACUAAAAAUGAUAUGCAAUAGUCUCUGUUUGUGUGUGUUUGAAAUACAUUCUGUUCUCAAAGGUUUCUAAAUCCUCAUGUUCUAGUGAUUUGGGGCAUGGGCUUACUCGCAGAUACAGUUUGUUCCUACAUUGUUCUGACUCAUCCUUAAAGCCAAGUUCUUGCUGUCUUCUACCAGGGACUGCUGAUUCCAGUUACCAAUGGGAUGGUGGACCUGGGAGGGGACGGGGUUAAGGUCUGUCUUUUAAAAGUCUGGACCUAGGCAUUUGUCUGUUCUUAAGCGCCAUUCUCAAUUGGAGCUUGAAGGGCUGUGAUUUCUGCAAUGAACCCAAACUUUUGGAGUAAAAGAAUUUAUCUAUUUUUAAAUUUAAAUUAUAAGCAAAAAGAAAGAAGAAAAGAAAAAACUCAAAUCUGCUACUUAUGAACUCCAAUUCUUAGUAAUGGAAUCUCUCUAGGAUUCAUAUUUGGGCUUUGUCUUGAUUUGCUUUUCUCAAUUGAGCUUUGAAGUGAGUAAGUUUUGUUAAAAAUUGAAAUUUGUAUUGGUUUUAACAUUAAUUGGAAAUGGAUUGUGUGUAGUACAGUACUUUUGCAGUAAGAUUGGUAUGAAAUAUACUAAACACUGGAUUUUGUAGUCAGGUUAAAUGGUCAAGGGAUACCUACCAUCGUAUUAUGUAUUGAUCAUCUUACUUUUCUGUUUCCGUCUACAGAGCACUAACCUUAACCAGGUUCAGGUUUUAGAACAGCCAAGCUCACUGAUGUUAUUAAUUCUAAUUCCACACUGAGCCCCCUAUGUAAGACUUGUUUGAAUAUUGGUAAAUUGGAGGGUGUUGGUUAUUGUUAUACUGAAGCAUUUUGGAUUAGUGAAGUUCUGUCAUAAAGGGGAAAUAAUACUAUAAUUUGAAAAGAAUUAAAUAUGUGAGUCCCUUAAAUGGUGCUUUUUGUAACCUUUAGUGCUGAGGUGCAGAGCUGCUUUUCAAUAUUUCAUAGAGGAGUAACACACAAGAAUGGGUUUGAAAACUUUUCUCCAAAUGGAUUUUGUCACUGAGCUCUGAUGUGUCUGAAAAUUGUGAUGUUGCACAUGCAGAAAUUGUUUUUCUCCAUAAAACUGUUGAAUAAAAGUAUUAUGCAGCAAUA
Molecule: messenger RNA, 3793 nt
Organism: Myotis lucifugus (little brown bat)
Lineage: Eukaryota; Metazoa; Chordata; Mammalia; Chiroptera; Vespertilionidae
Gene: PRKAB2
Product: protein kinase AMP-activated non-catalytic subunit beta 2
Exons: 9
Coding region: 1-810 (269 amino acids)
Biological process (GO): signal transduction
Cellular component (GO): nucleus; nucleotide-activated protein kinase complex; cytoplasm
Molecular function (GO): protein kinase binding
Source: RefSeq, a predicted model, not a curated record